Vitis vinifera (wine grape) is the source of this 2799-nucleotide messenger RNA. RefSeq lists its product as uncharacterized. Gene Ontology annotation, cellular component: intracellular membrane-bounded organelle. The coding region runs from base 1 to 2799 and encodes 932 amino acids. NCBI's taxonomy places the organism in Eukaryota, Viridiplantae, Streptophyta, Magnoliopsida, Vitales, Vitaceae. The transcript has a single exon. The record is from RefSeq and is a predicted model, not a curated record.
AUGGUUUUGGGUUUCUGUUCAACCACCCCUUUACAGGGGUGGGUUCAACCAGCAUGGCUUCAUGCCUUCUUGUUUUUAGUCCUCUCCACAGUCUUUUCUGCAACUUCAGUCUCUUCCUCUCCAACCCAACUCUCUUACGGGGACCACUGCGCUUCCAUCGUACCGGAAUCUCGCCCAACUCGACCGGAAUUCACCACCUCAAGAUUCACCGGCUUCAAGGUCGGUUACUUUACCGGUGGCACUGCAAUUCUAGGCCAAAACUCGUCUCCUUACUCAUCACAAUCCUCAAAGUCUCUGUCGUUUCGAACCCGGAGCCUGUAUGCAACCGAAACCGAAGGCGUGUUCAAGGUUGAAGGGCGUUUGGUCCUUGCAAGCGAUCGUAUGUACUAUUUUGAGGGAGAUUUGAGUCAUGGCAGACCGUCAUUUCCCCAGCUACAAGGGUUCUGGUCAGAAUCUUCUGGGGAGCUUUGCAUGGUGGGGUUGGGUUCUGCCUACUCCAACGGAGGUAACUUGCUUCGUCUCUCUGCUGUUCUUAAGCUCAGCAAUGUCAAAAACUCAAGUACCAUUACUGAUUUGGUGACUGGUACUUUGAAGAGCUUGAAUUCCGCUCAUGAUUCAAACUAUUUUGAACCAAUUUCGAUAUUAAUCUUUCCUGAAAUGAAUUACAAGUACACUUUGGCUUCAUCUGGUACUGGGUGUCCUGGUGGGGCUGAUGUUCCAGAGACUGCAUCACUCAGCACAGACUCCAUGAACAGUAUCUGUUCCAUACUCUCCAUGGAACGGUUUGGAUUGGAAUAUGCCCAUGACUGCAACCCAUCUCAGAAUUGCAGUCCUUUUGGUGGGGGUAUUGGGUAUUUGCCUCAAUUCAUAUCCAUUACAGAAUUUCAAUGUUCAGAGGAUGAAGAAAGGCUACAAGUUAUGGUAAAAUUUCAGAACAGUAGCUAUGAUUAUUACAGAACUUACAAUCCCAGCACAACACUGAUUGGGGAGGGAUCAUGGGAUGUGAACAAGAAUCAGCUCUGUCUCGUUGCUUGCCGAAUCUUGAACGAGGGGGAUUCUCUGGUUGAUGCUCGUAUCGGUGAUUGUUCGAUUAAAUUAAGCCUGAGAUUCCCCGCAAUCUUGUCCAUCAGAAACAGAAGUACUGUUGUGGGGCAAAUUUGGAGUGACAAAACUGUCAAUGAUCCCGGUUUCUUCAGUAAGAUCAUGUUCCAAAGCAUCAGGAAUAGGAUGCCGGGGAUUCCAGGCUCGAAAUAUGAGUACACUGAAAUUGAACGAGCAAGAAAGUUGUGCCUGAAAAAGAAGCCUGCUGAGAAAAAAGGGGUGGCAUACCCUAAUGGAUACUCUUCUGAUAUGCAGCUUGACAUGUCUGUUCGAAACUCAACCCAUCUAAUGGGAUGGGCUUAUUCAGAGCUCAUAACUUUGGGUGAUAGGUUCUAUGAUCGAUAUGCCCAAUCUAUAGUCAGCCUUGAAGAAUCUAGUGUUGCAGUGGCGACUUCCUCUGCCUCAACGCCGGAAAACUCUUUUGAAACAAAUGCCAGUGAUAGCAGACCAAUGAAUGUGAGCUACAGGAUAAGCUUAACACUGGAACCUGGUGUUAAAUUCGGUGAUAUGAUCAUCAGUCCCUCUAACUUUUCAGGUAUAUACACACCAGUAGAAAUUUCUGCUGAAGGGAUUUAUGAUGCCAAAACAGGAUUCCUGUGUAUGGUGGGCUGUAGAAAGCUGAGCUCACCAGUAAAAACAUCAAGCAAUGACUCCAUGGACUGUGAGAUUCUUGUGAAUCUUCAGUUUCCUCAAUUAAAUUCAAAGAAUAGAGGUUAUAUCAAGGGAAGCAUUCAAAGCACAAGAGAAAAAUCUGAUCCUCUUUACUUUGAACAUCUGGACUUGUCUGCAAACUCUUUCUUUGGAGCAAGACAAUCGAUUUGGAGGAUGGAUUUUGAGAUCAUCAUGGUUCUGAUAUCUCACACACUUUCAUGUGUCUUUGUGGGACUGCAACUCUUUUAUGUGAAAAAGCACUCUGAAGUGCUUCCUUCCAUCUCACUAGUCAUGCUUGUGGUUCUUACUUUGGGUUAUAUGAUCCCUCUUGUACUGAACUUUGAAGCCUUAUUUUUGGGGAGCCAUGAUCAGCGAAAUGCCUUGCUUGAGAGCGGUGGAUGGAUUAAAGCGAAUGAGGUGAUCGUGCGGAUAGUUACAAUGGUGGUUUUUCUGCUGCAAUUCCGUCUUCUCCAGCUCACAUGGGCAGCAAAAUUGAAAGAGGGUCACCAAAAGGGCUCAUGGGCUGCAGAGAAGAAGGUUCUCUAUCUGGCUUUACCAUCAUAUGUAGCUGGCUGCCUAAUUGCCUUGUUUUUCAACAGGGGAAAGAAUGAAUAUGGUGCUGCAGUUCAAUCCUAUUCCCUUCCAGAUUACCAGCAACAUUCCCUUUGGGGGGACUUGAGAUCUUAUGCUGGCUUGGUCCUAGACGGUUUCCUCUUCCCUCAAAUCCUGCUCAACAUGUUCACAAGCUCAACAGUGAAAGCUCUUUCCCAUUCAUUUUAUGUUGGAACCACUUUUGUUCGACUGCUGCCACACACAUAUGAUCUUUACAGGGCUCAUAACAAUGCUAUCAGCUUUAAUGGCUCAUACAUUUAUGCGAAUCCUGGUGCAGACUUUUACUCCACUGCUUGGGAUGUCAUCAUCCCUUGUGGGGGUCUGCUGUUUUCUGCUAUCAUUUUCUUGCAGCAGCGGUUUGGUGGUCGUUGCAUCCUCCCCAAAAGAUUCAGGGAGUUGGAAGCAUAUGAGAAGAUACCAGUGGUUAGCACUUAG